AGCUUUCUUUUAGGGCUGGUUCCCUGACUAGAGGCCUCUCCAGGGAAGUAAACCCGGUUGCAGCAACCGCGGAGCAGUGCUCAGGAUCUGGAGCUGCGGCGACCCGCCGAGUGUCGGCAGAGCUAGCUGGCGAGGAGAGGACGAGGGUGCGAGGCUGAAAAACAACCCACCUCCGCUUGCCAGUUUUCAGGAUGUCAAGGACCGUGUCCUAUUGGCUCUUCAAUUCUGCGAGGAAUCGUAUUGCUGUAUUACGAGAGGGUAGACGCUUCCACUCCAAGGAUGCCACGAAUAGGAAUCAGCUGAGAUGGAGGCUCUCUUCUCUGGCAUCGCCAACCAUAAGGAGCGGUUCUCCAUGUGGUGGUUUUUCCCUGAGGAAAGCCUACAGACACACCUCAACCGAGGAAGAGGAUUUCCACUUACAGCUCAGCCCUGAACAGGUCAGUGACCUGCUCCGAGCUGGUGAGUCAUCCCACAAGGUUCUUGAGUUCAACAGUGGAGCUCCAAGUUCAGUGUUGAGGUUUGAGAGCAACCAGUUGGCUGCUAAUUCCCCAGUGGAGGACCGGCAAGGUGUGGCUUCCUGCAUGCAGACGAACGGGCUGAUGUUUGGUAUUUUUGAUGGACAUGGUGGCCAUGCCUGCGCACAAGCGGUGAGUGAGAGGCUUUUCUACUACAUGGCAGUGUCCCUGAUGUCCCACCAGACCUUGGAGCAGAUGGAGGAAGCAAUGGAAAACAUGAAACCCCUGCUGCCCAUCCUACAGUGGCUCAGGCACCCUGGAGAUAGUCUUUAUAAGGAUGUCACCUCGGUACAUCUGGACCACCUCCGCGUCUAUUGGCAGGAGCUUCUUGAUCUGCAUAUGGAAAUGGGGCUGAGCAUCGAAGAGGCAUUGAUGUACUCCUUCCAGAGACUGGAUUCUGACAUCUCCCUAGAAAUUCAGGCUCCCCUGGAAGAUGAGGUGACAAAGAACUUAUCUCUCCAGGUUGCUUUUUCUGGGGCAACAGCUUGCAUGGCCCAUGUCAAUGGAGUUCACCUGCACGUAGCAAAUGCUGGUGACUGCCGGGCUAUCCUGGGUGUCCAGGAAGACAAUGGUGCAUGGUCAUGUUUACCUCUCACCUGUGACCACAAUACCUGGAAUGAGGCUGAGCUGUCCCGGCUUAAGAGAGAGCAUCCUGAGUCUGAGAACAGGACUCUCAUCGUAGAUGAUAGGCUGCUGGGUGUCCUCAUACCCUGCAGGGCCUUCGGGGAUGUCCAGCUAAAAUGGAGUAAAGAGUUGCAGCGUAAUGUCCUAGAGAGGGGCUUUGAUACUGAGGCCCUCAACAUCUACCAGUUCACGCCUCCCCACUACUACACUCCACCGUAUCUGACUGCCAAGCCUGAGGUUACAUACCACAGGCUGAGGCCCCAAGAUAAGUUCCUUGUGCUGGCCUCAGAUGGCCUGUGGGACAUGCUGGGCAAUGAGGAGGUGGUCAGGCUGGUGGUGGGGCACCUGUCCAAGGUUGGUCUCCAUAAGCCAGACCUGGACCAAAGACCAGCCAACCUGGGGCUCAUGCAGAGCCUGCUGCUGCAGAGGAAAGCCAGUGGACUCCAUGCAGCUGACCAAAAUGCAGCCACGCAUCUCAUCAGACAUGCCAUCGGGAGCAACGAGUAUGGGGAAAUGGAGCCAGAGCGGCUGGCCGCCAUGCUGACAUUGCCGGAAGAUGUGGCCAGGAUGUACCGGGAUGACAUCACUGUCAUGGUGGUGUUUUUUAACUCGGAUUCAAUUGAUACAUAUUAUAAGGAGGGUUAAGAAUGAGCCCUGUUGCUAAGGCUAGCAUGAAUGCCCUUUAAAACAUUUUCAGUUACUCCUAAGUGAGCAGUUCAAACGUUUAUUAAAGAAUAGGCAGAUAUAGGUUACUGAGUAAUUCACUAACAGAAGAAGACGGGAAGCCAGCCUUGGUGAAAAAAAAAAAAAAAAAAAAAGCCAAAACAGCAGUGAUUUUUGUCCUUGUGCAUGGUCAACUGUUCUGUGCAGCAGACAGAGAAUAAAGACUAAAAUUAGCUUAGGCUCAUGUAGCCCAUGUCCUUCAUAAAGACACUGUUGAACUGUGUCAUUCUGUGCUUUUAAAGGAUAAAUUUAAUCAUGAUUCUAAGAAUAACGAACUUCAGAAUCUUCUGGGAUCCAGUUACAAAAUUUACAGAUGUGAUCAUUCUGACCUCUGUUAUGCACGACUUCUAGGCUGUAGUUUUUGUUUUGUUAAUUACGGAAGCCCAGCUUUACAAAGCAAUCUUCAGGGCAGUUUUCUAUGUUGUAUUCUAACCUUCCUCUCUCUCUCUCUCUCUCUCUCUCUCUCUCUCUCUGUGUGUGUUUGAUUUUUCUGUAAUGACUGUGAUAGUCUGUGCCGUUUGCAUUUGCUGGUUAAGUUUAUUUUAAAACCGAAUCCUCCAACUUGCAAGCAGGACUGCCACAAGCUCGUUUGGGACCACUCAAAAGUUUUCUCAGCUGAGGAUGAGAGGGGCUAAGGCCUCUGGGCUUGCUGAAUUUAAUUGUGCAGCUAUUGUUCCCGUCUGUUGAGUCCUACCUCUGAACCUUUGAGCUAUACUGGGAGGUAAUUUCUCUCUAAUCCCUAACUCCUGGCCUUUUUGCUUAGUAAACUGUUCCCCCGACCCCCGGCUUAGCCACAGGGUUAUUCAUUUUUCUGAUUAUAGCCUGCCUGCAAACACUCUUGAUUCCACCUGACACAAUCUUACCCCUGCUAUGCUGUCCAGACUCAGCCUGCGGUUACUGAAAGAUCUUUUUACCGUGUUCUCUCUUCCCAAGGUUGGAAGGAAGGAGAUGGUGUGAUCAGGUGGUAGUUGUGGACAUUUAGCGGGGAUGGGCUUCUUCAGUGGUUUGUGGACUUAAGAUUUCUGCCCGAAUCUAGAAAUGUGAAAACAAGGUCCUAGGAGAACACCCAGGAGCCCAAGGCUUUCUCUCUGCACAGCGGGAGGGAGGGGGGAGACUUAUCAGAUGGGACACCUGCCUCUGCCUGUUAUGAACUGCCAUUGCUAUGCCUCAGGGCCUGGACCAUAUUUAGUAGGAGAGUUGGGUGAAAAUUAAGAUGCAUCUGCUCACAGUCCCUCAUGGGCUGCGUGCAGUCUUUGGUGUUUGUUUGAAAAUUAACCCACAUGAAUCCUUUUUAGGGGAUACAUUUCCUCCUCUCUUGGGUGGCUGUGGCAUUGAACAGCAGGAAAUGUGUCCCAAAGUGGAAACUCAAAUUUUUUUUGGCAGUUUUAAUUUCCUGUAUCUCAUCGGGGCGCUGUGGGCGAAGCUCCUCAGCUGACCCCUGGUCGCUCACUGCACAUGCCGUUCACACAAUACGCAGGGUUGGCCCCCUGGGUUUUUCAGGUAGACAUUCUGGCAAAAACAUCUCAGUGAAUUAAGGCUGCCAACCCCGGAGUCCUGAGUUCCAUCCCUGGGACCCAUGUGAUGAAAGGAGUUGAAAGUUUGUCCUCUGACCUUUACAUGUGCACCAUGGCACGUCCACUCACACGAAAUAAACAAACGGGGGGAAAAAACCAGCAGGCCAGCAGGGGGGGCGCUUUAAUUGCAGCACCUGGGAGGUAGAGGCAGGCGGGUCUGAGUUUGAGGCCAGCCUGGUCUACAGUCCAGGGCAGCUAGGAAACCCUGUCUUGAAAAACCAAAAUCAGGAAAAAAAAAAAAAAAUCAGGAAUGUUUUUGAACAUUUUUUAGUGUAUCUAUUUAAUGAUACGGUUUCAUGUUUAAAAAAAAAAAAAAAAAACUAUUUUGGAUUCUUUUGUUCUGAAUCUGAUCUCUUAAGAUUUUUUUUUUUUUUACUGAAAAAUAAAAUGUAGGCAUUUCUGCCACGAGGCACCUGUACCCACACGGGUCUGUUUACUGCGGCUCCUUUCUGAGAAGCCCACUUAUGCCCUCAGGUGUGGCUUACCUUCUGAGUGCCUCUUUCUUUUAACCCUCAUGCUUGCAUGUCUCCUAAAUAAUAAUAGCCCCCCCCCGCCACCUUAGAAUAAAUAAAUGGGUGUGGUGGCCUAUGCCUUAAUCCCAGCACUUGAGUGGUGGAGGGAAGAGCUGAAGUUCAAGGUGGGUACGGGAGACCCUGUCUCCAAAAAAAAUAGUGGCACUGUGGCCAGCCUAGGCUGCACAGUGAGACUUUGCCUCAGAAACAAAGCGUAACCCCAAACGUGAUCACUGCUGUGCUAGACUGAUGGUUUAGCUGUUUGAAUGGAAGAUACUAUUUGAUAUGUUUUUUUUGUCCUUUGCUUUUUGUGCCAGCUAAACCCAGGAGUAUCCUUGGAGUCUUAGCUGGCAUUCAGUGUCUGACUCUUAUAUUGGAGGCUAGAAUGGGUCAUAAAAGGUUCUGAUUCAGUUGGCUUAUCCUGGAGUUGAUAGAACACAGACCUCCCAUCUGUAUCUCCGAGUGAGUCUGUGUUUUCUCACUGUCUGAUAGAUGUCCCUGCUUUCCAGCUGAAACAGAGAGAAAGAACAAAGGCUGGCUUAUGCUCUACCUUCUCUGCCUCUGUGAACUCAGCUUUUCUGUGCCGGCUCCAAGGAGUGUUGCCUUCUGGUUACACACCAAUGUGUCUGUCUCGCAGGCCAUGGGUCUUGGCAGUGGGCCCCUUGAAGCAAAUGAGCUUUUGCUUUGGGAUACUGAAGUUAUAAAGGAGAUUCAUGGACCUUGUCAGUUCUUCCAAAGCUCUCAUCACUCCUUUCAUAUAGAGAUUUCAACUUUAAGACUUUUAAAGUUUAAAUAAUGAGAUUGACCAUUUAAUAUUGCAGAUGUAACUUUUGAAGGAAGUAUGUCUUGGUGCUUAAACAGACACUUAUGAUUUGGGAUAAGAAACAGAUGGAAAUGAUGUAACUUAGAUAUUUGCUUUAUGUGUAAAUAGUACAGUGCUAUUGAUCUCUGAAGUUAGUAAACCUAUAGAAAAGGCUAGUUUUGAUUGUAUGUUAAUAAGAUUCAGUUUUCUGAGAUGUUAUUUGUAACAUUAAAGUUAAUUUAUUAUAAUGUAAACUUUAAGAUGUUGUAAUAUGUGGACAUUUUCCCCAGAUGUACAUUUGGCUUAAAAGCUAAAAAGCUUUUAGGCACACUGGACAAAACUCAGUUGAGACACAAUCAAGUUGGUAACUUCUAAACAUAGGUAAAAUGUAGACAGCGUGAUCCUCAGAUAAGGGGUAUAAUUAUGUAGAACAGCAACAAAAUGAAUUCAAAAGGAGGCUGGUUCUCCCCUUUGACCGUCAGUUUUUGUUCUUCGUGGGACAGCUAGUGGGAUGCCGUAAUCUCUAAACCAGAAUAUUAUGGAAUGGAGCCAUCUCGGUUUCACGUCUUUGCAGUGCUGUGCGUGUGUGUAGACGCAUCCCACUAACUUUGGAUUCGAGGAUCAAAGCCAGUGUUGCAGUUUGUGAUGUAAACUAUCGUGUGUGUGUGUGUGUGUGUGUGUGUGUGUGUGUGUGUGUGUGUGUGCGCGCGCCUGUUGGGGGAGGCAUGUUUAGGCUACUGUGUAACUGUUUCCUGAGCCAUCUGAGGUCCUGUCCCUUCUUCCUUUGGUUCUUGGUGUCUAACUAGCCUCCUGUAAGGUAUUUCUCACUAAGCAUUUUCUUGGAACAAUCAUUAACCACGUUCUUUAAUAAUCACUGGCAUUUGUGUGUAUUUUAAGCUGUGUACAGGUGUUCUUCUCUGACACUGAUUUUCUAACCUUUGAGGAUACUUAAGUAGAACUUUUAAAUAAAUGAGGCAAAAUGAAA
Messenger RNA from Psammomys obesus (fat sand rat), 5735 nucleotides. It is a transcript of the gene Pdp2, whose product is annotated as pyruvate dehydrogenase phosphatase catalytic subunit 2. The record is from RefSeq and is a predicted model, not a curated record. NCBI's taxonomy places the organism in Eukaryota, Metazoa, Chordata, Mammalia, Rodentia, Muridae. Gene Ontology annotation, molecular function: cation binding; protein serine/threonine phosphatase activity. Bases 192 to 1784 code for a protein of 530 amino acids. Gene Ontology annotation, biological process: protein dephosphorylation. The transcript has 2 exons.